AAUACUUGCCUUUGACUAGUCCUCAGCCGGGGUGCAAAGCUCUCUUACAAGCACAUAAAGAGUAGGGUUUUUCGCGAGGGUUUAACGACGCCGUUUCCCAGCACCGCCGCCUGUAACCAGCCUUCCGCCGCCGCAGCGUUAUCCUCCAUCCAGCCCUAGGAAUAAUGGGAAAGAAGGAUAAAUCUUCGAAACGAAAAAUCAGGGACACCGAUGUAGCUACUGGGAUUUUGUCUCACGACGGUCUUGUAGAUAAAGAUGUAAAUGAAGUGAUGGAUGACUUGAGUGAACCGACGAUGGGUGAAAAGCUUGCAAGCCUGAAAUUGGAAGGGAAGGACAAUGCAUUAAUCGAGGAUUUAAAGCCGCCUAGUGCGGACUCGAUUUAUAUCUUACUGAAGCAAGCACUCCGAUCGGAAGAUCGAGCGCUUCUUAUAGAAUGCUUACACAGACAAGAUGAGAAGGUCAUUUCGAAUUCGUUGUCGGUGCUGAAUCCUUCUGAUGUUCUCGUGUUCUUACAUGCUCUCGUACCGAUUAUUCAGUUGAGGGGGGCUGUCUUGGCUUGCGCUAUUCCAUGGCUCAGAAGUUUACUUCUCCAGCAUGCAGGCAGUAUAAUGUCUCAAGAAUCUUCGUCUAAUGCGCUGAACUCGAUAUAUCAGCUGAUAGAAUCGAGAGUCUCGACUUUCAACCACGUACUUCAGUUAUCAACUUGCUUGGACUUGCUUUAUGCAGAGACUGUUGAUGAUGAUGUGGAGGAGAAUGAUACGGUGACGCCUUUCAUAUACGAGGACAAUGAUGAUGAAAGUGAUGACGAGGGAUCCGAUAUUUCCAUGGAAGUCGAUGGUGUCGAAGAUGGCCACGAGCCUCUAGUUUAUAACGACAUCAGUGAUUAAUGAAGAGAAUGGUGAAAUCAAGCACUAGCGACUUAAUCACUUGACAACUUUGUCCACGAUUUUCUUGCCCACCAUCGUGAUAACAUGGUCCCUCUCUUUAGGAACGACGCUUCCUUUCUUACCGUAAUUGCUGCUGCUUUGUCCAUUGUUGGAAUUCAUCUUAGCAGCUAUGUUCUUUUAUCGUUCUUUUUCUUGCUGUGUGUUUGUUUGUUUGUUUCUGCAGUGUAUCGUAUGAGAUGUGUUCGACUCUAUUUAUAGAGUUGAAAGUUAUGUAUUUUCGCUGUAAGCCGUUUCCCUUUUCUUUUUUCGAUUGUUAAUUUCUGUGAGAUUUCAAGGAAGAAUGGAAUUGCUCCACCAUUUUGUGUGUGUGUGUGUGUGUAAGUGUGUGUGUGUGUGUGUGUGUGUUGCAAUGAUAUGAAAUUUCUGUAAGAUUUCAAGGAAGAAAGGAAUUGCUCCACCAUUUUGUGUGUGUGUGUGUGUGUGUGUGUGUUGUGGUGCAAUGAUAUGAAAUUUCUGUAUUGUGAGUGCA
Molecule: messenger RNA, 1416 nt
Organism: Erythranthe guttata (spotted monkey flower)
Lineage: Eukaryota; Viridiplantae; Streptophyta; Magnoliopsida; Lamiales; Phrymaceae
Product: WD repeat protein
Biological process (GO): maturation of SSU-rRNA from tricistronic rRNA transcript (SSU-rRNA, 5.8S rRNA, LSU-rRNA)
Cellular component (GO): nucleolus
Source: RefSeq, a predicted model, not a curated record